GCUGAUCGCAUCGCAUUCCAAUGUGAGCGAGAUGUAACCGCUGUGCAGACUUUAUGUUUCCUAAACCGUCUCCAGCCGCAUUUUGAAUGAAUAAAAUGUCCGGUCUGAAGGAGUCCAACUCUUGUCCUGACGGCUACAGGGCUUUAAGCACAAGUGAGCUGAGGGAGCUUUUACAAAACGACGACAAAAUGGACCAAAUCCUUCGACUCAAUGAGAAGUUUCAGGACCUUCAAGUGGACAGAGAGACACUGCAGACGACCAAUCGGAGCUUGGCCGAGGAGAGCCUCGCCCGACGACCCCGCCUUUAUAACGGCAAACUCCAACUGGCGGAGAAAUACCGGGAACUGUCCAACCUGGCAACCACAUGCUGGGAAAAACAGAGUCAGCUUGAGGCUCAUGUCCAGAAGCACAGCCUGCAGACGGCGCAGAACCUCCUGCAGGAAGAGGUGGCACGUGCUGAGGAGCAUUCAGAGGAGCUGCUGGAGAAGUUCAUGGAGGGAAACCUAAGCCUGGAUGAGUUCCUGGACUCUUUCCAAAGCUCCAGGAAGACAUAUCAUAUCCGCCGGGCUCAGGCGGAGAAGAUGCAGGAGGUCGUGCAGGCCAAGCGACAGCCGAGCAAAACCAAGAGAGUGGAGGAGAGCAAAGAGGUAAAGAAGGACUCGGAGCAGCCGCAGGAGCCUCAGCGGCCCAAUGGCUUUGUAGCACAGGGACCUCUUCGAGUGUUCCAGGUACGCUACGGCCUCACGCCAGCUAUCCUCCUCCCCCAUUACCCCGUUUCUCCCCCUGCCUCAGCUCCAGGCCAUCAAAGUAGUACUCCCCCACCUGAACCGGGACAGACCCACAUCCUCAGCCCCAGCACCCCACUCCCAGGACACGGCCAGCCGGUCGGCCUCAGGGUUAUUGGACAGUUACCGGGUGGCUGGCCGGCUAAUGGGCGGCCGGUGAGAGUGCAGCAGCUUUAUAGGCCGAACCCUCAACAGCCUGAGCCGCCGUACCGAUAAGCUGGAGGAGAGGGGAGGAGGAGGAGGAGGAGGAGGAUGAAAAGCCGGUUUGAGAGGUCUUCCAAGACAUGGAACCAAACAGUGGCCGUCACAAUCAUGUAAGCAAAGACUGAUUCAGAGACAGGCAGCGCUGCAGACGUCCGUUUCUGUUCUCCAUCCAUGACACACAAAUGUAACCAGAGCAGAGACAGGGAGGCAGCAGGUGACUAGGACGAGGAGGGAGGACUAGGGAUGGGCUCCGAUAGCAGGAUUCGGUUCGAGACUGACGAAUCUCUUAUCAAAUCUUUUAUGUCUCCUUAUUGUUUCUCAUUUAUUAUGGAAAACACAGAUGAAUCUGAUAGCCGAUUUAUGAGCUUGGCUGUCGAGCGCCGUCACUAUGACUGCAGAGUAGAGCACAGUAACACUGAGAGUGAAAGCAGAGAUGAUUGAAAAAAAUAUGAAAUUGAAAAUAAUCAUUACACAGAUUAUUAACAUGAGCGUACCACUUCAGUCUGAUCUGCAUAGUCUGGAUGUGAAGUAGCUACCACAGCCCUGCAUGAAUAACUGACCUUGUGAUUUAAAUAGUCAAAACAUUAUGAUUUCUUACAUUGUAAUCAAAAGAAAUGCAUCAAGUGCAAGUGGAACUUCAGCCAGGAAAGGUAAGAGAGCUACCACGACAUACGCCCUAUCGGCUCAUUUCGUUAGAGGUUUAUGGUCGGCCUUUUGCCGGCUUGCUGCUCUGAUUGCCAUCAAAACAUGAAGAUUGAAAAAAAUAAUGGAGAUUUAGGGAAGUAAAAUUGAUUUUGUGGAGGAGAGAACUGUGGCUUUUAAUUUCCCUUUCCCCCCCAAAAGAAUGUUUGUUGUUGGAGCAGCUGAAAACACAGUAGCCGUCUCUUAAAACUGGACUAAAUAUGGCUAAAAUUUGUUGACCUUUAAUUCAAUUUUAUUCAUAAAGCCCAGUAUCACAAAUCACAAUUUGCCUCAGAGGGCUUUACAGCAUACGACAUCCCUCUGUCCUUUGGAAAAGUCCCCCCAAAAAAACCCUUUAACAGGGAAAAACAAAAUGGUAGAAACCUCAGGUACAGCAACUGAGGAGGGAUUCCUCUUCCAGGACAGACAGACACGCAAUAGAUGACGUACAGAACAGAUCAACAUGAUAAAUGUACAGUGAUCCAUAUGACACAAUAGCUGGUUUUAGCCUGGUUUCACUACCAGAGCGUCAACAUUUGCUGCUUGGGCAGCGUCCCCGGCGUCACUGCAGUGAACUUAAGGCACCAUUCAGUGUUGAUGUGAGACACAUCGGGCUUUACGCCAACUUCAAUAUAAACUAAUUUGUGUCGUUAAUAGACGCUCAGAACAACGAAUGUGGUUUAAAGACCAUGAAAGUCAGCUCAGGGUGGGUGGGCCCAACAAACAACAGACUUUGACCCAGGAGAGCCGUGUUUGAGAACAAAAAAACGCCAAUUCCGGUUGCAGCAUUUGUGGCACUCGAAGCUGGGUGUUUCUUGGGGACAUCUGCAAUCUUUCCCUAACUGUAACCAAAUAGUUUUGUAGCCUCAACCUAACCGCUGACCCCUUUUUGCCAGUGCGUGAAGAUACAACUUAAAAGGCUGCCCUCUGCGUCUUUUAAGUGACGCCAGGGGCUUCUGCCCAAGUAGCAAAAUUUGGCGAAUAGGGAUGAAAUCACUUAAAUGGGUUUAGGUUUACAAAUGUGGUGCCGCCAUGGUCUACUUCACCUACAACUCGGAUUUAUCUGUAGUAAUCAGCUUCUGAUUCUUCACCAAAUGUGGCAGUUAAAAUGACCAGUAGGAUCAUCUUAUUGACAUUCAGUCCGUAGCUGCUAAAAUUAAGUUUCAUAUAAAGUGUCAUCGUCAUCUUCAGGUACAGGUUGUGAACCAUUAAAGACUGUAGUGUUUCUGUCUCCUCAGCCAACAACAAGCAGGUAAACAUCCACUUACUUUAACCUUUAAUUACUGUAAAUGCUUAAAGUUAAAAGGAUUUGAUAAAAUGCUAUCGAACCCCAUCCCCAGGGAGGACAUGGAAGUUUUAAUUAUUUUUGAUUUUAUUAUUAUUAUUUUUACAUCCUACACAGAGGGAUGUGAAGCACAGGGUUGUGAAGCACAUCUUCACCGCCGAAACAAAAAGAUAAAGGAUCUCAUUGUUCAUUCAUACACCUUAAGGACAGGGAGAGGCUUUGUGAGACGAGACGAGUCAUCGUGAAUGAUGGCAUCAAUAAAGUGGUGUUUAAUAUAAACUCUCAUUGUUUUUCGUCUUAUCAGAUAUUACCAGUCAUACCUGGAAAAACUCCUGAGAUCACAAGUGCUGAUAAUAGAUCGCUGCAGAGUUUAAACAAACACAACCAGAGCAGAAGGUAUUUAUUAAUAAUUCCCAGACUGUAAACUGUCCGUAUUAUUUGCAGUGUCAUGUGUGUUGGCGUCACAGAUGAUUCCCCCAAAGCUGUCUGCCUACUUGUGUGAUUUCAUGAACAGUGUUGGAGCUCACACGAUUUAUUUAUUCAUGUAAAUCCCAUUUUAAAUGGCUGACUUCAAAGCUUCUUGUUUACUGUGCUAAAUGAAGAGCUGCUUCUCUCUUUCAAGGCAGCCAGUGUUUUUAUUCCCCCCCCCUCCGUACUGAGAUGCAGAGUGAGGGGAAUUUAAUCUCUAUGAGAAUGCCGGCGCUCUGCAAGCCCACAGACGAAUAUAAGGAGGUUUAGGAGGUUUCCUUCUCAUUUCAUUCUCCUUUUUUCUCAUUAUUCAUCCUUCAGCAUUCGAAGGGAAAAACUCUGGGUUGUAGUAUUUGAUGGUUCUGCUCUUGAACAAACAUUUUGCUCAUUAAUAACUCAUAUGUACAUGCUUACUACAGCUUGACAAAGUACAUGAAAAUGCCUUUUGCAGGCCGGUGCCCAGUUACAUAAAACAUCUUUUAGGAUUUUUGUGUUGCAAAGAAAGAAUUGUUCUAAUUAGGAAGUAUUUCUAAAUAAGAGUUUUAAAUGUAUUUCAAGGUUCAGCUCGAGGUUUUGGCCAUCAUUUCAUAUAUAAUAACACUCAAGCUGAGAUCUGUGAAUGAAGUGACAUCACUAAAACAGUCCCUCCAGGAUUACGCUGGCUUCUUGGGCAUUGUUGCGACCUUACAUACCUGAUUUCAUGGCAGCCUUUGUAAAAGAAAUUGCAAUGCAUGUUGUGAUGUCUUUAGGAGUUUUUUUGCAAUAAAAUUUCAGGAGUAGUGAUGGGAAUUGAGAACUGGUUUGAAAUUGUCCAAUCCAUUGGAAUCACAUGCCUCAAACUUACCAAUUCCUUUCGUUGAUGCUGGCGUGUUUUUUUCUGACACACUCUUGCAUUGCUAAGACGUCAAACUCCCGCUGCUGGACAUUUGCAACAACUAGGAGUCAUAGCAGAGAGGCAGAUACAGAAGAGGGCUUCAUCUCACGAAGAAAGAUGAUCACAGUCUGCUUGUUAUGUUAUUUUUUGCCUUUAUUAUAGAACAGCUGGAGAGUAACAGGAAACGGGAGAGAGAAGAAGAAGGUUGGAAUCAUACCUGAGGUACUGCUAAGUAGGGAUGCGCGCGAUUAGACGGUUAAACAAUUAAACGUCCACCCCCUUGCUAGUCGGCACCAGAAAUAUUAGUUGGUUAAACCAAUUAGUGUUUUAUUCAUGUACAAGGCCGCUUAACUGUCAUGCAGCGGCCCGCCACUAGUGGGAGCUUAAGAGCCAUCAGACAGCAGUCCCCCUCCCCGCAGUAAGGCUCGAGGAGACUGGAGUUUAAAAGAGCAUGGUGGGAAAUUGGAGAGAUGUCCUCUCACAAAACCAGCACCGUUUGGCAGAACUUUGAUCUAGAAAAAGAAUUCAGCAGCAGUUAAUCUUUUUUUUAUAUUAUUUGUUAAAUUUAAGUGAGUUGUUGUCAGGUAAUGUGCAGGUUUACAUUCAUACUGCACGGUGCAAAAUGCCUCAUUUCAGCUGGAAUUUAAUUAGAAUUUAGAUGUUGUUUUAUUAACUUUCAAGUGAACUGCUAUCAUUUCUGUCAGAUAAUCUGCAAGGUUCAAUGUGCCCCACAUUUCAGAGGCAGUUUAUUUAUUUUAAUUGUUAUUUUAGUGGUUAACUUUUGACUGAGUUGUCGUCAUAUUCACAUUUAUACCGCAUGGUGUCUUGCACUUCAGCGGCAUUUAAAAUCCGACAUGGUUGUUGAAGAUUGUGAUUAAAGGCUUCGAAGGGCUCUUAAUGCACACAAUGUUUUUGGGACAAUGUUUCAAAAACUUAACAAUAAAUUGUGCUAAAUUUUGACUGAUUUCUGUGUUUUCCUUUUUUAGGCUAGCUGACUAGUCUUUUUUGUUUUAUUUUUGUUUAGUUCACAGGGAUAUUAGUCACCAGAAACAACCCUACUGCAAAGGCCUCAGCCUAUGUGGGGCGCACGCUCUACCCAGUGAGUUGGAAGGCGCCCCUGUAAAAUGUUAAUUUCAAGUAAGGAUGGAAACAGCAGUAAUAUGCGGAAACAUCCUUCUACACAAAAAUGGCUUUAACUCCAGGAAUGCCAUGUAUUUGAAACUAUUUGAAUCUUUAAGUUAUAGUAGCUUUAUAAUUUUGUGAUAACAUUGGUGCCACGCAGGCAGACUGAUCAGAUAUCAAAAAGGGAAUUGAUAAAGAGCCGGACCGAUGGAUAUUGUAACAAAACUGACAAUGGUAUUGAUAUCAAUAAGUCUCAGCAAUUUCCGUUACAUUAAAAUUGCAAAGGUAGUUUCAAGCUUCUUUUUUUUUUGUCAAAGUCAACUUCUUCCAGUAAGAAUUAAUCUUGUUAUUUAAACUACACUAAUGUAACCAAAAACCACGCACAUUUAAUCAAACUCACCUCGAGUCUUUCAGCACGUGCCAAAAAUCUGGACAUAGCAGCCUCUUGUCAACGCCUUACAGCCAUUCUCCAGGUGUGUUUUGCGGCACAAAGCAUUUGUGUUACACCACGACGUUGUGUGCAGUACAAAACAGUUUACCCCACUUUCCUGCUGAACAUAAGGGAAUUGCCUUGGGCGGUCUUUAGCAGUAACAUUGUUGGUGAACGUGAGACGUUUGUGUUGCACGUCUGCAUCUUCACAAACAGAAACCAGGAAGUGAGGUUGAUGACAGUAUGCGGGGGAGUAGUUAGAAGGAUAGGUUAAAUUUGCAGAAAAGUUUGAGAAAAUUGUGAUGUCGCACAGAUUUCACUGCUGGAAAAUGCGUUACUGUUGCAACCGCAACUUUGCAGCAUCCUGGAGGGGCUGACUGAAAAGUGGUGUGCCAAGAGAUGCAAAAUUCUGGGUACAAAUACUCCACAUUUUAUCUGUUAUUGUUUCUUUAGUUCUGCUUGUCUGCCCAGGUCUUUGCUCUCAUUUCUGAUGAUCUGAGUUGAGGUAAAAAUUGGAAACAUCCUUUCAUCCCUACAAGCUAAAUAUCAUUGUAACUGUAGUUCCGACUUCUGAUGGAGAAGCUGAUGUUUGCUGUAAAGAACGAGCUGCAGACAAGGAUGCUUCACACGUUACCUGGAACACAAAGUUACCCAACAUAUCCUGUUCUUUCUGAUGACAUAUACAUGUUUCCUAUUUAUUUUUUUAACCUCUAUUUCUGAGUGAUUUUCUGUUGGUUUUUUUGUUUGUUUGUUUUGCUUGUUGUGUUCCUAUGGGGAGAUUGAAAACCAAUGAAUAUAUUAAAGAACAAAAAAGGCCGGCACAACAUCAGGCAGGCUGUGAACAAACCUCCAGAAGAGAAAAUAAAGGCGAAUAGUAAAAAUAUUUUUGCUUGAUUAUAACCUGUCUGAUCAUCUGACUGCUUGUGUUUGUUGCCUUGAACUUGUUGGCAGUGUUGCCACAUUCACAGAUCUAUCCUUGAUGAGUACAGUGUUAUUAUAUAAUAUGAAUUAAUGACGGCUUAAAGACCCAACAGAGGUAUUUUUAACCAUCAAAACUGUUUUUUAAUCUGUGAAUUAAAUUGAAAUGUGCCAAGAGGAUUGUGACAGGAUUUUUUCUUUGUCUGCUCUUUAGCCUUAUGUUAAUCUGACCUUUUAUUUAAUUUGUAUUGUUGUUUUUAUUUAAUUUCAUGCCUUUGACCACAGGGUUUUGUUUACAACCUCUUACUAAAUAAAAGACAGAUACCUCGCCUUUAAAA
This is a messenger RNA of Epinephelus fuscoguttatus (brown-marbled grouper), 7105 nucleotides long. It is a transcript of the gene vps37d, whose product is annotated as VPS37D subunit of ESCRT-I. Gene Ontology annotation, cellular component: ESCRT I complex. Bases 87 to 1001 code for a protein of 304 amino acids. The record is from RefSeq and is a predicted model, not a curated record. The transcript has 4 exons. Gene Ontology annotation, biological process: protein targeting to membrane; ubiquitin-dependent protein catabolic process via the multivesicular body sorting pathway; protein targeting to vacuole. NCBI's taxonomy places the organism in Eukaryota, Metazoa, Chordata, Actinopteri, Perciformes, Serranidae.